CAAUAAACAAUAGCUGCACCAUUAUAGCUGACUAAUUUAUUGCCCUGGGCUUGUGUGUAUCUGUCCUCUAUGCGUCAUGUAAUGAGAUAUUGGAUGUCUUUCCCAUGUAGCCUAGGGGAGGUGUGCUAUACAGCUGUAGAACUGAGGAUUAGUGCAUACAUUGAGACAAACUGAACGUUUGGGUAUCACUUUAUGUCUCGUCACAAUGUUAAAUCAGAUGCUGAGAUUUUUAGAGCAUUCCCUUCUGAAGAGAGCAGGGAUUGGGUGUUACCAUGGCAACCACCGAGAACUGCUGCCCAGCAUUGGCAGCUCACUAACACUCUUCCGGUUAUUUUCCUCAAGGGAUAGAUCUUAGAGUAGAUUACCCAGCAUCCACUGCAGCACAUACAGCACAAAAGCAGAAAAGAUUAACAAAAGAGUAAUAUCGCCAUUUCCUCUCCUCCUGACUUCAUUAAUUUAACGGUUAUUGAAACACCUCCAGGAGCCAAUUAAAAUGCAGAAACAUCUAAAGUAUCUGCAUGGUGCCCAAGUGGUUGUGCAUUCAGCCUAUUAAAUCUGGAACAAGACUAGCCAGAUGAAAAAGACGAACCAGCUGUGCUUAAAUCCCUGUGGACCGUCACGCAUGCUUCAUCAUCAAACAUCUCUCCGUUCUUCAGCUCACUCUCCCCCUCUUUUUUAUAUCUUAUCAGAGGCAUCAGCUUUCAAUUUAGGGUGUCCUGUGCUGUCCAGAUUAAUUCAUGCUGUCCAAACCCUGCUGAACUUACAGUUUGAUGCUCUGUUAGCUGUGUCCUCAUGAUCUAAAAGCAGUUGCGUCAAAAUCAGCAACUGCUCUGGCCAUUGUGUUCCGGGCAAAUUGGUUUUCUUCAUUGAUCUGUGAGUCUGAACUUUAAUGGAUUGAUUUUCGGGUUAUGUGUUAUCUUUACAUAAUCCAGCCUGUCCUUAGAUGGACCUCACCCGAGCGUAUAAAGGCACAAUGUCCUCCAGAGAGGUCUGAGUGAAUGUCCUGGGGUCUGGCCGGCUCUGCUAAUGUAGUUUAACACUGGCUGAGACUGGAAUCUGUCCGGUCUGGAGAACGCAGCAGUCUGUUUGGAUCCCAUCGAGUGAUGAUGUCAUACCCAACGGCCUCCUAUGACCAGCUGGUGCGGCAGGUGGAGGAUCUCCGUAAGGAGAACUCUCACCUGCGCCGUGAGCUUCAGGACAACUCACACCACCUGUCCAAGCUGGAGAAUGAAACCUCUGACAUGAAGGAGGUUCUGAGGCAGCUGCAGAGUAAACUGGAGCAGGAGGCCGGAACUCUUGCCUCUUCAGGCAGAACUGAUGUGCUGGACCAGCUCAAAGAGCUGCAUAUGGACUUGACCAACUACUACGAGCUCAAGUACCAGCCUCACAACCUGCGUAUGUUUCCAGAGAUGAUGGCUAGCCAGGUAGGAGAAGGUGAGGAGAGACUGAGCAUCGGCAGGGCCAGGAGUCCCGCCUGUCCACCGUCCUGCCAGUCCUCACCUGCAUCUGGAGAGGGCACAGCUGUGCACCCUGGGAACCCUCAUCAGGCCACUGGAGAAGGCCGUAUCACUGCCCAGCACUUAGAGGAUCUCUGUAAAGAGAGGUCCAUGUUGCUGAGUGAGAUAGAGAAAGAGGAGAGAGAGCGGCGGUGGUAUUACUCACAGCUGCAAGGAUUGUCUCAGAGACUGUCCGAACUGCCGCGGCUUGAUACGUUCUCCAUACAGGUGGAUUUUAUUCGCCAGCAGCUGGAGUUCGAAGCUCAACAACUGCGCUCCGUGAUGGAGGAACGUUUCGGCACCAGCGACGAGAUGGUUCAGAGAACACAAAUUCGUGUUGCUCGAUUGGAGCAGCUGGAGAAAGAGCUUCAGGAGGCCCACAGCUCACGUGGUCCUCAAGAGAAGAGUGCUCUACCAGAGACUCAGAGCACCGAGUGCCUCUCAAAAGCAUCUGUGUCUGACAUGGAUACCGGAAGUGUUGGUACUUUGGAGGCCCCUGGAGAAGCAGGGAGCAAAGUGGAGAUGGUGUUUUGGCUGCUGUCCAUGCUGGCCUCUAGAGAUCGAGAAGAGAUGUCCCGUAACCUUCUGGCAAUGUCAAGCUCACAGGAAAGCUGCAUUGCUAUGCGCAAGUCUGGAUGUGUCUCACUGCUUGUGCAAAUACUACAUGAGGGUGGAACUGGGGAGGCAGCUGGGACAGGGGGCUAUAGUCGGGAAGCCCGUUCACGAGCCAGUGCUGCCCUGCACAACAUUGUGUACUCACAGCCAGAUGAGGGCCAAGCACGUCGUGAGAUGAGAGUUCUUCAUGUGCUAGAGCAGAUCCGCUCACACUGUGAGAAUGGCUGUGACUGGAUUGAGAACCAUUUAAGUACCCCCUCACCUGGUGGUGGCAAAAGCAUAGGUGAGCUCUGGUUAAGCUAUAGUCAAUGUGUUAUAUAAUGCGAGACUUACCAUUCAUUUUGAAUAAUCAUAUUUUUUUAUUUGUGUAUAUCAAGUUCCGAACAAAAAGACAAAGCUUAUACAUAUAAGUUAUAAGUACUGUUAUGAGUAACUGUAUGUAUCAGAUUACUUUCUUAUAAGUACUUACUUUAAGUAUUGGAUUUACUAGAGAGGUUCAAUAUGGUGAUUUAGACUACGUCCACAUGAAGACAGAGGUUUCCCUAUCCAAUCUUUUUUCCCCCCUCGUCUCAAGAAAUAUCUGCGUCCACACGAAACCACAAAACUGACACAAAACGAUAUAGUAUACAUGCCAG
Molecule: messenger RNA, 2746 nt
Organism: Cyprinus carpio (common carp)
Lineage: Eukaryota; Metazoa; Chordata; Actinopteri; Cypriniformes; Cyprinidae
Product: adenomatous polyposis coli protein 2-like
Exons: 9
Coding region: 1104-2432 (442 amino acids)
Biological process (GO): cell migration; nervous system development; positive regulation of protein catabolic process
Cellular component (GO): cytoplasmic microtubule; beta-catenin destruction complex; catenin complex
Molecular function (GO): gamma-catenin binding; beta-catenin binding; microtubule binding
Source: RefSeq, a predicted model, not a curated record